AUGUCAUAUAAAAUGUUAAGUCAAAUUUUUAUAUUAAUAUCAUUUUUUUUUUUAACUUUUUUUAAUAUUAAAUGUAUUAAAAGAACAGAGUUAAAGACACAUUUAUAUUUUAAAAAUUAUAAUCUCAAAAAAGGAAAUAAUAAGUAUAAUAAGUUUUGGUUCAUAGGAUUUCAUAACAAGAAAUAUUAUUUAUUUAAUAUAAAUAAAAAUAGAUUAAUUCUCAAUAAGGAUAUUAUGAAAAAAAAUAAACCGAAUUUUAUAUAUUUACAAGAGUCUGAAAAACAAACAAACGAAUUUAGAAACAUUUCUUCGAAUGAAAAGGAUAAACAUUUAUUGGACAAAUUAGUUAAUAAAAUAAUAAAUAAUAAAGUUACCUUAGCGAAAUAUUUACUUUCUGGUACCUUUUGUAUAGCUUUAUUUUCAUUAUACAAAAUUUUGUUGAAUAAAAAAAUUGAACUUACAAUUAGAAAUAUUUUUAAAGAAAAGUUAUUGUUUAUAAAUAUUCCAAAAAGAAAACAUUAUUUUCUAUCCAUAUCUUUAGCUGAAUUUAGAUCGUCACCUUUAUUUUUUUCAACAAUUUUAAUUGCAUCAUAUUCUUUAUAUAUUAUUUUAAAAGUUUACAUAGAAAAAUAUAAAGAAGCAAAAAGGAUUAAAUCAGCAAUUGAUGCUUAUAAUAAAAAUAAAAACGAAUACAUAAAUACAGGUAUAGAUUCUACAAAUGAAAAUGAUAUCACAGAUUAUUUUGAUAAAUUAGAAGAAAAUAAUGAUUUUAAUAAACAAGAAGAUAUCUUUUAA
Molecule: messenger RNA, 795 nt
Organism: Plasmodium gallinaceum
Lineage: Eukaryota; Apicomplexa; Aconoidasida; Haemosporida; Plasmodiidae
Product: conserved Plasmodium protein, unknown function
Exons: 1
Coding region: 1-795 (264 amino acids)
Source: RefSeq, a predicted model, not a curated record